AUUUGCUUAUUUCCAAAUCUUCAAAUGAGAAUCUUCAAAUGAGCAAUAAGCAUCGCAUUAAUACCACACAUGAUACGGCCUCAGCUCUAUAUAAAUCCGAGUGCAUGUAAGAAUUUCUCAAAAGGUUGUUAAUACGCUAAUCAUAAAAGUACAGUAGAAUACGAAAGCGCCAAAAAAAGGAAGACCAAAAAAAAAAAGCGUAGGGAAGUUUCCUCCUUCCACUGUAUCUUUCCACAGUAGAAGGAAAAGAGGAAAAAACGUGUACAAUGAAAAAUUUAUUUUCCAAUUUUUCUGAAUAUUCAUUAAAAUACCCCUUUUAAUGCGGUUGAUUCAGAUCAAUCAAAUCACCCCGGAAGAACACCCAAUUCCCCUCUUCCGGCGGGUAAUCCCCAGUUCAAUUAAUUGUUUCCUCAAAUUUCGAGAUGGGUUCUUCGGAUAGUACAACGUUGUCAUCUUCAUCGGAUGUUGCGGGCUUAAUUGUUGAUGAUGAUCCUACAUUUGUCGAUUCUUUGCCUGUUUAUGUUAGAGAAUUGAUUGCUGGUGGUGCUGCUGGUGCUUUUGCUAAGACCGCUGUUGCCCCCCUUGAAAGAAUUAAGAUUCUUUUUCAGACACGAACGGAUGGAUUUCAUUCUCUUGGGGUCUACAGGUCACUGAAGAAGGUGCUAAAUCAUGAAGGGAUACAAGGGUUGUACAAAGGGAAUGGUGCAAGUGUCCUCCGGAUUGUUCCUUAUGCAGCUUUGCAUUACAUGGCGUAUGAGAGGUACCGGUUUUGGCUGUAUGAUAAUUGUACUUCCCUGGGGACAGGACCUGUUGUAGAUCUUAUAGCCGGCUCAGCAGCUGGUGGUACUGCAGUUUUAUGCACAUACCCCUUGGACUUGGCGAGAACAAAGCUUGCUUAUCAGGUAGUGGACAAACGGUCAACUUUCAGGAGCAGUUUGAACUGCAGCAACUCUUCUCCAUCGUAUAGUGGAGUAAAAGAUGUAUUUAAGCGUGUUUACAAUGAAGGCGGUGUGCGCUCCUUGUAUCGUGGCGUGGGACCAACACUUGUUGGAAUCCUUCCAUACGCUGGUUUGAAGUUCUAUAUAUACGAGGAGCUCAAAAGAAGAGUUCCUGAUGAGCAUCAAAAAUCCAUUGUAUUAAGGCUUUCUUGUGGAGCUUUAGCUGGCUUAUUUGGACAAACCUUCACAUACCCAUUGGAUGUUGUUAGACGACAAAUGCAGGUUGAAAAUUUGCAUCAAGGUGGAGCAAGGUAUAAAAAUACCAUUGAAGGUCUUAAGGGGAUUGUUCAAAGUCAAGGAUGGAGGCAGCUGUUUGCUGGUUUGAGUAUUAAUUACAUCAAAGUUGUUCCGUCUGUUGCCAUUGGUUUUACGACUUAUGACAUCAUGAAGUCUUGGCUGAAUCUUUCAUAUCAGCAUAAGCGACAAGGGAUAUCUGGUGGGUGAAACUCAAAUCAAAUCUAACUAAGACAGCAAGGUAAGGUAGAGGAGGAGAGGAGGAAAUGUGAGUCCUCUGAUUUGAUGACUUACACGUCUCAUAGAAUAGAAUUGACAUGAUAAGAUUGAUGUAAUUUUUUUGCUCAUAACCUUGAGAAAACUCGAAUAUUGAUUUAGUACAGAUGAUUAAUAUAUACUUCUACAUUGAUUUGA
Messenger RNA from Chenopodium quinoa (quinoa), 1646 nucleotides. Its product is annotated as mitochondrial carrier protein CoAc1-like. Gene Ontology annotation, biological process: transmembrane transport. Bases 423 to 1442 code for a protein of 339 amino acids. The transcript is spliced from 6 exons. The record is from RefSeq and is a predicted model, not a curated record. NCBI's taxonomy places the organism in Eukaryota, Viridiplantae, Streptophyta, Magnoliopsida, Caryophyllales, Amaranthaceae.